UUCGUCGUGUGAACGUGUCCAGGCUUAAUUCAAUUUAACGCUGCUAAAGUCGACCUAAACUCGUAGUGUAGACCAGGCCUAACACAGGUGAGUCAGAUUGAUUCCAGCUAUGUGUUUGUCCAUGUUCAAUUAAGACAUGGGAGCUUUUGUAAGAGUGUCACAGGCAGGAUGUGCAGGUAUGGUGUCUCUAGCCUCUGUUUUCCAGAAGCUGGGAAUGGGUGACUGGAUGGAUCACUUGAUGGUUACCUGUUCUGUUUUUCCCUCUGAAGCACCUGGCAUUGGCCACUGAGCUAGAUGGACCAUUGGUCUGAUGCAGUGGGCAGCUCUUAUGUUCACAGGCUCUAUGAGGCAUAUCUACUCAUUUGGACUCUCUGGGGAACCACAGAAAGAAACAAGGUGUGCUGAGGCAAGAAGGCCCAGUCUCAGAGCCCCUGGGGUCAUGCUUGUCAAAACCUAAAACUAGUUCCAGCCCUUGAAAGGGGGCAUUGCCAGGACAGACUGUAUAAAGGCUGGAGCAUCAAACCACUUUGUAAACCAAGACAGCUACCUUGGGGACAAUGACAGGGAGAAUCCCCAAAGUGACUCCUUUGAUUCUUCUCUUCUCACCUUUGGUUCAUAGAAUCAUAGAACUGGAAGGGACCUCGAGAGGUCAUCUAGUCCAGUCCCCUGUAUGCAAGGCUACAAAAUAACGUCCACGUUUUGCUCCAGAUCAUCCCAUCCUCCCAGGGGGAAGGAAAUGGCUGCAAUGGAGCUGGCUCAGGGUUUCCAGUUUCCAAACCUGAUGUGAUCUUGCAGCUGGAACGAGGGGAAGAGCCAUGGGUUCCAGACCUCUACGGCUCUGAGAAAAAAGUGCUCCCUAGAGCUGCCUUCACAGGUGUUGGGAUGGUGAAUGAGAAUGAGGAGAAUCCCCAGCAGGACGAUGCUGAGAAAGUAGAACCACAUGGAACAUUAUCAGGAAGAUCCAACGUGAAUGUUUCCAGGAGUUGUGCACUCCCAGAAAAAGCAAAAGCCUGUGAGACUCAGCAGAGGCCAGAGGAAAACCUAAGUAGCCUCUCAGACCUUAUUACACACGAGAGAAUCAACUUGGAAGAUACACGCUACAUAUGCCGUGAGUGUGGGGAAAGCUUCAAUGGGAGCUCAGAGCUUUUCACACAUCAGGGAAUCCACAGAGGAGAGAGACCCUACAUGUGCUCGGAGUGUGGAAAAUGCUUCAAUCGGAGCUCACACCUUAUCUCACAUCAGACAAUCCAUACGGGUGAGAAACCUUAUGGAUGCUCUGAGUGCGGGAAACGCUUCAGUCGGAGCUCAUACCUUAACACACAUAGGAGAAUCCACACGGGUGAGAAACCUUACGGAUGCUGUGAGUGUGGGAAAGGCUUCAGUUGGAGCUAUGCCCUUAUCGCGCAUCAGAGAAUCCACACAGGAGAGACGCCCUACACAUGCUCUGAGUGUGGGAAAAGCUUUAAUCGGCACUCACAGCUUAUCACACAUCGGAGAAUCCACACAGGAGAGAAACCCUACACGUGCUCUGAGUGCGGGAAAUGCUUCAGUCGGACGUCAGCCCUUAUCACACAUCGGAGAAUCCACACAGGAGAGAUGCCCUACACAUGCUCUGAAUGUGGGAAAAGCUUCAAUCAUAGCUCAAACCUUAUCUCACAUCGUAGAAGCCACACGGGAGAGAUGCCCUACACAUGCUCUGAGUGCGGGAAAAGCUUCAAACAGAGCUCUAGCCUGAGCAGACAUCGUAGAAUCCACAGUGGAGAGAGACCCUACACGUGCUCUGCAUGUGGGAAAAGCUUCAAUCAGAGGUCAUUCCCUAUUAGACAUCAGAAAAUCCAAAUGGGAGAGAACUGUGAGAAAUGCCUUGAUUAGGGCUGGCCAAAGAUUUCUUUAAAAAAAAAAAUCACAUUUGCUAAUUCCAAUAUAGUGAUCUUUGCACCAUCUUCACCAGAGUCUCUCAGCUUCCCCAGAUGAGUUCCCUGCUUCUGCAGCUCACCCUGCUUUAGGGUCAGUCCUGUGAUCUUUUCUAUCAAUUCCUUUCCUUUUGAGUCGUAGGUGUGUGUAAAAAGAACAGGAGUACUUGUGGCACCUUAGAGACUAACAAAUUUAUUAGCGCAUAAGCUUUCGUGGACUACAGCCCACUUCUUCGGAUGCAUAUAGAGUGUCCCUCCAGCCAGGAAUGUUCAUCAGCUCCAGGUGGGGGAGAGAGAUUUGAUCCCAACAAGCUACACUGAGGCAAAAACUACCUGGGCCUUACAUCCACUAGGACUGUACAUGACGUUGGCUGCUCAAGUUAGUGAUCUUGGUGUAAAAAGACAAUUAUAGUUGUAGUGCAGAUGCAGCCCGGUUGCAGUGGUUGGCAUUAGCUUUCCCCUUGACCUAACCUAAACUCCAUCACUUUUCUUAGUCUAAACAAACCCUGAGCAUCACGGUUAUACUGUUCCCCCAUUUCAAAGCAAUUGUUAGUCAUUAAGUUUCCCCUUCGGGAACAAAUUAUUUCAUUCCCAGUUGCUUUGAUGUUGCUUCAAGUUUUGCUGGAGAGCAGAUAUUUUUAUUACCAUUUUCCUCACUUAAAAUAUAUUGAACUAUAACAACGAGCAGGAACAUGGCAGGGAUAGGGAAAAAUGUCAUUUCACCCUCUGUAACAACAGAAGAAGUUAGGGUAAGUCAGAGAGAUUCCCUUAUUCCUCAUCACCAUCUCAACCCCCCUGUUGUUCAGUUGGUUAGGUCAAUAUUUUUCCUAAAGGGUUGGGAAGAGGGUUUCUUAGUAAAUGACAUGUAAGUAGGCAAAAUACCCAUACAUUUGGCUCCCAAAGCAGUUGUGGCCCAGGCCCUGCAUGAGGUCUCUCCUUAAGAUAUCUCCUUCCUAAUCAGGUGCAUGUUGCCUAUUAUUUGGGAAAUGCAAUCCCUUUCUAGGUAGAGAUGAGAAAAAUGGAAGUGAUGUUUCUGUUGAGAUCACCCCUGGGAGAUGCUGCAAAUGUGUAGAAAAUGGAAUCUGUGUUGAAUGUGAUAUAGCUGCAGAAAGAUACCUGUUUUUAAUAGAUGCCUGACAUUUGUUGUCUUAUAGGGAUUCUAAACUGCACCUGAAUUUAGUCCCUAAUUUAAAUCUGUGCCACCAGAUUAAAGAAAUAAAAGGGCAUAUUUGGGGGCGUUAUACCUCA
Messenger RNA from Chrysemys picta bellii (western painted turtle), 3161 nucleotides. NCBI's taxonomy places the organism in Eukaryota, Metazoa, Chordata, Testudines, Emydidae. The record is from RefSeq and is a predicted model, not a curated record.